AUGUGGAUCAUCGGCGGCCAUUUCUGUUUGGAGCAAGGGGGUAGCGACCUCAACAUGUUGCCUAGGCUGAAUUCUGAAUCAUCCAGAUACGAGGACAUCAUCUCCAACAGUGUUCAGAUCUCUUCAAGACCUCCUGCUGUCUACCAGCUGAGAACAAAGAAACAGAAGUUUGGAACUCUGACCGGAAUGACUGUUGGUGAGAAAAAUGUGAACAAGAUCAAUAAAACCAUCUUACUUGUGGGUGAAACAGGAACAGGAAGAUCUACUCUGAUCAAUGCUCUGCUCAACUACAGCAUGGGAGUGAAGUUUGAGGAUGAAGUCUGGUUUCAGAUCGUAGAGGAGGAGAAGAAGAGUCAGACAGAAAGUCAGACCUCAGAUGUGAUCGUGUACGAGAUCUUUGGUUAUGAAGGUGAAACUCUGCCCUGCUCUCUGACCAUCAUCGAUACUCCUGGAUAUGGAGACACCAGAGGGAUCUUGUGUGAUGACAGCAUUAAUCACAAAUUAUUGGAGUUGUUUCAAUCAGAAAUUGAAAGUCAUGAGAUUCAUGCGGUGGGUCUGGUGAUGAAGGCGACAGAUAAUCGACUGAGUGACCAACCAAUGUCCAGCUUUAAUUCAGUGAUGUCUCUGUUUGGAAAAGACCUGGAGAAAAAUAUUGUAGCUCUCAUCACACACUCAAAUGGCAGAAGACCAAAAAAUGCUCUUGAAGCUCUUAAAGCUGCAAAAGUGAAAUGUGCCAAAAAUGACAAGAAUGAGCCCGUUUACUUCCUGUUUGAUAACUGCCAGCAUGAAGACCGAACAGAGGAAGAAAAAUUCUUGAAAGAUGCUGAUGAGAUUUCAGAGAGAGGAAUGAGAGAGUUCACAGCAUUUCUGGGGAAAACUGCACCUCAGAAACUGGAACAAACUGUGGAAGUUAUGAAUGAACGAAUCAAACUGACAGACUGCAUCCAAAACAUACAAGACAAACUAAAACUGACUGAACUGAAACAGACAGAAAUCAAACAUAUUCAAGAAGCUCUGAAGAAACAUGAAGAGAUGAAGAACAAAUGA
Messenger RNA from Archocentrus centrarchus (flier cichlid), 1047 nucleotides. Its product is annotated as septin-1-like. The coding region runs from base 1 to 1047 and encodes 348 amino acids. The record is from RefSeq and is a predicted model, not a curated record. Gene Ontology annotation, molecular function: GTP binding. NCBI's taxonomy places the organism in Eukaryota, Metazoa, Chordata, Actinopteri, Cichliformes, Cichlidae. The transcript is spliced from 2 exons.